Molecule: messenger RNA, 4840 nt
Organism: Gadus macrocephalus (Pacific cod)
Lineage: Eukaryota; Metazoa; Chordata; Actinopteri; Gadiformes; Gadidae
Gene: ap1g2
Product: adaptor related protein complex 1 subunit gamma 2
Exons: 23
Coding region: 322-2730 (802 amino acids)
Biological process (GO): Golgi to vacuole transport; receptor-mediated endocytosis; intracellular protein transport
Cellular component (GO): membrane coat; AP-1 adaptor complex; Golgi apparatus
Molecular function (GO): clathrin-cargo adaptor activity
Source: RefSeq, a predicted model, not a curated record
UUCUAAAGAUGCCUUUCGGAUCAAGGAAAUGUCAAGGAGCCAGCCUCGUUGAUUAUUAAGGGAAUUAAACUAAAGUCUAAAGUUCUCAUCCAUAUUUUAAAUCCACCUGUUGGCGCACCUGAAACACACGUCAUCGGAGUGGGCGGAGUCACGCCACAGCGCAAGAUCAGGUUGCGGAAGUGAUGGCUAAGCGGCGGUAGCUAAGCUACAUCCACCCUACGAGCAGCCUCUUUCAAAACAGCCCAAUUCCGACGUCUCCGUGGCGGUCGAUCCAUUCAUUUGAAGGUUUAUCAAUAUCUGACUACUGUCCAGGGAGUAGCCAUGUCUCCAUCAGUUCGGCUGCAGGAGAUGAUCCGGGUGAUACGCUCGGCCCGGACGCAAGGCGAGGAGCGCGGCGUCAUCCAGAGAGAGUGUGCCGCUAUCCGGGCUCAGUUCCGACAGGCGGAUAACGGAGGUCGCUCUCACAACCUGGCCAAGUUGCUCUACGUGCACAUGUUGGGCUACCCGGCUCACUUCGGCCAAAUGGAGUGUGUGCGCUUGAUAGCCAGCCCUCGCUACAACGAGAAGCGUGUGGGUUACCUGGGCGCCAUGAUGCUGCUGGACGAGAACCAGGACGCCAGCCUGCUCAUCACCAACUCCAUCAAGAACGACCUGGCCCACAGCAGCCAGUAUGUCCAGUCCCUGGCUCUGUGCACGCUGGCCUGCAUGGGCUCGGCCGAGAUGUGCCGCGACCUGGCGCCCGAGAUAGAGCGGCUGCUGCGCGCCUCCAGCUCCUACAUCAAGAAGAAGGCCACUCUGUGUGCGGUCCACAUCGUACGGAAGGUUCCGGAGCUGGGGGAGCUCUUCACGCCCGCGGCCCGAGCCCUCCUUGCAGAGAAGAACCACGGAGUGCUGCAUGGAGCCGUCAUCCUGAUCACGGAGCUGUGUGAGAGGAACGCACAGACCCUGGUGCAGUUCAGAGAGGCGGUCCCAGAGCUGGUCCACAUCAUGAGGGGUCUGGUGACCUCAGGCUACUCUCCAGAACACACGGUGGCCGGCAUCAGUGACCCCUUCCUACAGGUGCGUAUUCUGAGGCUGCUGAGGAUUCUGGGUCGCAACAACGACACAGCGAGCGACGCCAUGAACGACCUACUAGCCCAGGUGGCGACCAACACGGACAGCAGCAAGACUGCGGGCAGCGCGGUGCUGUACGAGACGGUGCUGACCGUCAUGGACAUCAAGUCAGAGAGCGGCCUGCGCGUCUUGGCUGUAAACAUCCUCGGAAGGUUUCUGCUCAACAAUGACAGGAACAUUCGGUACAUCUCCAUGACGUCGCUGCAGAAGAUCGUGUCGACGGACCACAAUGCAGUGCAGCGCCACCGGGGCACCAUAGUGGACUGUCUGAAGGACCAGGACGCCUCCGUGAAACGCCGGGCCCUAGAGCUCUCCCUGGCGCUGGUGUCGGCCAUCAACAUCCGCUCCAUGAUGAAGGAGCUGCUCCUCUUCCUCUCCACCUGCCCCCCCGAGCUCAAGUCGCACGCCGCCAGCGGCAUCUUCAACGCCGCCGAGAGGUACUCUCCCUCCCAGCGUUGGCACAUAGACACCAUCCUGCAUGUCCUGAUCACGGCAGGGGCCGAUGUCCGCGACGAGACAGUGCCCAACCUGAUCCAGCUGAUCACCAACGCCUCCCAGCUCCACUGCUACACCGUGCACAAGCUCUACCGCGCGCUGGUCGCAGACAUCUCCCAGCAACCCCUGGUGCAGGUGGCCUGCUGGUGUAUCGGGGAGUACGGAGACUCUCUGCUGCAAGGGGAGUGUGAGGAGACGGAGCCCAUCCAGGUGACAGAGGAUGACAUCCUGGACGCCCUGGAGACGGUGCUGCAGUCGCACAUGUCGUCCCCUGCGACGCGCGGCUUUGCCCUCACGGCCACCAUGAAGCUGAGCACCCGCAUCACCGAGAACGUGGACCGUAUCCGCAGUAUAGUGAGUAUCUAUGGCAGCUGUAUGGACGUGGAGCUCCAGCAGAGGGCGGUAGAGUACAACGCUCUCUUCAAGAAGUACGACCAUAUGAGGGCGGCCGUGCUGGAGAAGAUGCCCGUGAUGGACCGGAGCUCGAUGGGCCAGACCAACGGGGAGUCCGGCGGAGGGGGCGUCCAGGAGCUGGAGCCAACCAAACCCAAGCAGCCCGAGAUGAUGGUGGCCCCGCAGCCGGCUAGCCAGGUGUGUGAUCUGCUGGACCUGCUGAGCGAUCCAGAAGAGCCCAGCCUCCCGGGCGGCCCCCUGGGGCCCGGCGGCGCCCCCCUGGGUCCAGCCGGCCUCAUGUCUGGGUCGGCGGGGGGAGACCUGCUGUACCUGCUGGGAGGGCUGGAGCUCACCCCCACCCCAACGCCCGCCACAGCGCCGGCGGCGGUGACGGUGUACGACAAGAGCGGCGUGGUCCUGAAGCUGAGCUGUGAGCGGCCGCUGGACGCCAGCCAGACCAUCACCCUGACCGCCACCAACACCAGCGACCACGACGUCAGCAGCCUCACGCUGCAGGCCGCCGUGCCCAAGAACGUCCAGCUGCAGAUGAAGGCCCCCAGCGGAGACUCCCUCCCAGCGCGGAGCUCGGCCGUGGUGACCCAGACGGUGCUGCUCAACAACCCCAACAAGGUGAGUCUGAAGAUGAGGGUGCGUCUGUCCUACACCAGCCAGGGCUCCCCCUUCCAGGACACGGUGCAGAUCGACUCCUUCCCCACCCCCGGCCUCUGACUCCACCCUGGGGCCCCCAGACCCCCCUGAGAACCACCCCAGACCCCCGGAUGGGGACAGGGGGGGGACGGGGACGGUGGGACUACAUCCCAGCAGACUCUACGGGGAGAGGGGGUGAGCCGUGGAUCUCUCCCUCUCUGACUCACUUAAACGCUACAGCCGUCGGCUCUCGGCCCCCCGCCCCCCCCCCCCAACCGACCCCCUGACGUCGGGCUGUUAACUCUGGCCUUCGCACGGCUGCAGGACUCUGUUACCACACACAGGACCUGACGCCAUUACUGCUACCACUACAAUGCCAGCAGGAACUCCUCCACCCACCAGGGAUCCUUUAGAAACCAGGGAAUUGAUCAGAUAGUCGACAUGUUUUAGUUUUUAUAGACAGCGGUCGGUUUUUCCUUUUCUUUUUUUUUUAAUUUCAGCCCCCUGGGAAGAUUUAAAUGUACACAUCUUCAUCAAGUGGUCACGUGACACUUAGGGAGGGGUCCUUCGUCUGGAACAGCACACGUUCAUUGUAGUCGAUGAAGUGACUCAGUUGUCUUAGUAACUACACUCUGCGUCUCCUGAGCUCAAACAACACCGGGAUUCACAAGACAAGAUGGCGGUUAGUUAGCAGUUGUUCUGAACCUUGCCAGCUCCCACAUGUCAACAUUUUGAUCAUUUCAUCUCCCUCCCCUAAAAGAUACUCUAAUAGAUUUGAAAAUGUAUUUAGCAAUAUAAAAACCUAAAUGAUUUAAGGUUUGAUUUAUCAUCAAUCGAUUUCCAGUUGGAGAAUUUAUUUAAAGGAUAGAAUAUAAAGGUUUGGAUCAACACUUGAGACACAAACGGUUAGAUGUUUCACUAUAGAUUUACACCCCAAGGAUUAUGCGCUAGGAACUAUGCAUACAUUACCCUGUAAAUGUUUUACCUUGACCUUAACAUUUUUAUGAAAGACCUGCAAAUAUACAAGUUUACUCGAUGGCUCCUCCCCCUUUCAGAAGCACAGACCCCUGAAGCAAUGGCUCUUCAUGGCUCCAGGGCACUGAAUCAGCAGAACCAUGUCCACUACGAUACCAUGUACACUACCUGUAAUUAGCAUCCAUAACUGUUGUCGCAUUUGACUUUUUUCAGCAGUUUCAAAAGGAGUUGGUUGUUUUCAACGGUCAAUUUCCCCAAACACAAGAGUUUAUCGCAGGAUAUUCAAAGGAAAAAAAUAACCCCCCCAAAAUCUGGAAGACGGAUGACACUAAGAGCCAGGGUUAAUGUUCUUAGUUGAUCCUUCUGGGUGACCCAUUUUAGCUGACGGUCACGGGCACAACCGCCUCCGAUGUUUUAAACUGACCCGUUAGAUGACGUGACGCGAUGGCUCGACUCUGAGCACGGGAGGUAUUUUCUUUCUAUAACGACCUCCCACGCCGUUCCUCUGGGCUCCCCUGCUCCCUACCUCCCACCCUCUUCCCUGUGCCUUCGUCCCCUCCACGAGGGAGUCUUGUUGGGUUUGCUGUUGUCAUUGAGGUGAACACUCAUUACCUGUCUGUGUACCUGUAACUGAAAUGCUCUGACAAGGUCUCUCAGCGCAAGGCAAGCGUGCUCCAAUGAAGGCAGUAUUCAUUCCGCCCCACGUCCUGGUUUACCGUGGUCGAUGGUGUUUUUAUUAAAACGUGUUUGGUCGCCUCUAACUGAUGUAAGAAGGAAAGAAACACUAUCGACUCAAUGCUGGACUUCCUACAAACAGUAUAAUUUAGCUGGAAAAUAGAGCAAUAGAAAUCUAGAUGGUUUUUGAUUUUCUUAGGAGUUUGACCAAAUCAUUUAAAAACCUGGAUAAGUAUUCAGAGUGAGUCUGAAGAUGAGGGUGCGUCUGUCCUACACCAGCCAGUUACACAACAUGUCUUGUUUAACACAAGGAUUGUUCAAAAGUGAAAUGAAUUUAUUCUGUAAAUCAAAUGUCCAUCCCAUUCCUUGCUGACCAUUUCAGAUGUCCAAUCUAAUUAUGUUGACUGUUGCAUCAUUAAUAGGAAUUAUGACAUGACCAUUAUAUCCCAGGAGGAAGAUGCAGUGUGUUGUGUGGCCUUUGAAACCUGUAAAUUGCUAAUAAAUACAGAACAGGGUUCUGAAAAUUCCUCUACAACCUGAA